This is a messenger RNA of Phytophthora nicotianae INRA-310, 718 nucleotides long. RefSeq lists its product as hypothetical. Gene Ontology annotation, molecular function: DNA binding. The record is from RefSeq and is a predicted model, not a curated record. Gene Ontology annotation, biological process: DNA integration; DNA recombination. The transcript has a single exon. NCBI's taxonomy places the organism in Eukaryota, Oomycota, Peronosporomycetes, Peronosporales, Peronosporaceae. The coding region runs from base 1 to 453 and encodes 150 amino acids.
AUGGGCUUCUUUUUCUUACUUCGACGCUCGGAAUACCUGAAAAUUGGAUCUACGCGACACUUCUAUUGCCUAAAGCGCAAAAAUGUCUUCUUCUCCGACUCGAACGGCAGACCAACAACUGGAGUGGCAGCAAUUUCCGUCACGAUAGGACUUGAGGGAUCGAAAAACGACCAGUACGGUCGUGGUGCAUGGCGCACAAUGCACAAGUCAGAAGAUCCGAUUAUCUGCCCAGUCGCUGCAUUAAAAGACAUACUGUGGGCUCGAGAAGAAGUCGCAGACGAUAGUAUCUUCCUGUGCGGUGAGACUACCUCGGCGGACGUCGCAACCGCGCCCAAGGCAACAGCUACUAGUGCCGGAGUCUCAGCUGCCAAUUACUCAACGCAUUCCAUCAGAAUCGGGGCGCCACAGCGCUUCUUACAGGUGAAGCCAGUCGGCUAUCGAUCAAGCUGCUAGGGCGUUGGCUUUCAAACUGUUUUGAGCAUUAUCCGGUCCAAGCUGCAGAGUCGACACGAUCACUCACGCGACGGAUGGUAACUGGACGACCACAACCACCCCACACUUAAGGACGCGCUCGCAAUUUCUCUUGGGGCCGCUCACCACGCCCUUCAUCACGGCUGGGGUGGCAAACAAACACUUUGCCCCAAACGACUAAGUCCUCGCCAUGGAAAUUGUGGACAAGAUACACAAGUACUAUUAAUAAUAGCACUUACGUGACCGC